Molecule: messenger RNA, 360 nt
Organism: Leptosia nina
Lineage: Eukaryota; Metazoa; Arthropoda; Insecta; Lepidoptera; Pieridae
Source: the annotation of a GenBank genome assembly
AUGCUAUAUAGAUUAUUUCAAAACCAUUUAGAUAUAAAACAUAAUUGCCAGACGCAUCGUCAUAGGGGGAAGGUUCGUGUGGCCGACUCGCCUUUUCCUGGUGCGUGUUUAGCCGAAGGAUCAACAAUUAAUCCCAUCAGUGAGCUUUCGUCCAGUGGGGCGCUACCGUUUUAUAUGACUUUAGCAAGAUUCGCAGAGACUACAGUACAGUGCGAGGAGAGUGGUCGGUGUGUUGUCGCGAGCAAGGCCGGCUGCCUACGAGCGUGCAUGACGCUUCACAUAACGAGCAAUACUGCCCGCAGAUUACCAUCAACCAUCUCUUUCAGAUCCAGUGUCAAAAAAAAACCACCCCUGGAAUAA